AUGUUCAUCAACGACACUGACUUGCAGCGGGCUGAUGGCGUGCGAAUGUGGCUCGAAGAUCUGCGUCGCAAUAUCGUAGCGUGUCACGAGAACCCUCACCAAGUCAUCGCCACCGAUAGCGACGGCAACUCUCGCAGUCGUGCGAUUCACGCCACCCCUGGUGACGAGGUCAAGGUCAAUCUCAGUUUCGAGGAACAGUUCAACCUUCGUGGAGCUUCUGGCGUCCGCGUCACAAUUGCCAUCGGCCACACCGACCUGGAUCCAUCCGACUUGAGCAACUCGCAGUCGUGGUGGAUUGACGCGGACAACCUCGGAAGGGCGCACGCCUUCCAUUUCUUUUCGACAUGGGAGAGCGAAAACGGCAAGGCUGAGGCGACCCGAUUCACUUUCCCGGUGCCAGACGGUGAGAUACUACCCUUUCCCCUCCACACCUGCUUGCUAACGCGCGGGAUUUCGCAAGACAACCCGGUCGAGGGCAGCAAGAACGUCCUGUGGCAGGACGUGAAUCUCGCGAACAAGGGCUGCAUCGCCGUCUCUGUCGUUCGUGGCGAUCUUACCGAUGAGGUGCAACUGUACCCGGUGCGCUGCACAGAUCCUCCACCUACUCACCGAUGGGAAGCCACCGACAUGCCCAAGGUCAUCAGCUGGCAUUGGUUCAAGCCGAUGGCUGGUGAGAAGGCCCCUCCUCCCGUUGUCUUCGAGCUCCGGAACACGGUCGACUCAGAUGCCAACAUCGGUGCGGCUGUCGAAGCGGGACCAUCGCGUGACGGGCCCUCCAUUGACAUUGCAAAUCCGAACGAGCAAGAGGCGCUGGCGAUUGCCAUCGAGAAUUCCUACAAGAAUUUGCGUACAGCAGCGCAGGUGGACUCGGAUGCGAACGAUGCGGUCUCUGACAGCGACGAGGGGACGAUACGCGGAGACGAGACGCCAAGAGCUAUCGUCAGACUCCCGGUCCAAAUCACAGCAAGCGGGCAAGGGCGCAAGCGCACAUCUCCGCCUCAAGAUACUGCUAGCAAGCCGAAGAGAAGUAGAGCGUCAGACUUGGCCAAUCUUACUCAAGUCUUUGGGGAAGGCAGCACUACCAGCAACGACACCCAGGACGAAGAAGAGGUCAAAGAGGAGAAUCCGAUCGAGCAAGGCACCUUCCAUAUCAAGAAGGAGGCGAUGGAGGUCGUCGAUCUGACAAUGGACGACGAAGACGAGCCAGCCAAGAUUAAGAAGGAAAUGGUCGAGAGGCGUACUUUUGGUUACAAGAAGCCGGAGACGCGCGAGGAGCUGCAAUUGCAGUUGCAGGAGAGUGAGGAGCAAGAGAAGAUCCAUCAAGAGAGGCUGAAGCAGCGGCUCAAUGGCCACGGCUUCUUCACCACUCUACAUCAACCUUGCCUCCAACGUCCAAGAGCAGAAUUGACCACUGGCCGCUCAAGACUCGCCAUGCCUCCUCAUCACGGCAUUUCCGUCGAAAUCAUCCACCUCGACAAGGAUGAAGAGCCAGCAGACACUCGCGACGACAACAACAACGCGGAGGUACACGACGAAUUCACUGGCGACAUCCUCUCCUCCUCCUUCUGCGUGCCUGCAGGAGAACGUAUUGCCCUCCUUGUCGGCUUUCAAUUUCGUCGUGGCUUCUCGCCUUGCUCCGCAAGUGGCGUCAGUAUCACCAUCAGCAUAGCUAGGUCCACCAAGCUGGAGACAUCUGAUCACAGUCAGACGUGGUGGGUUCCCAGGAAGUGCCUUGGCAAUUGGAACAAGGAGAAGGGGUACGACUUCGGUGAAGUCACAAGAUUCAAUAGAGAUGGCAGCGUGGAUGAGGUGAUACCGAUGAAGGCUCCAGUUCCAAUCAAUGCGAAUCUAGAUGAUCAGGACGUCACGUUCGGCCGAGAGCCACUCGAAUGGCAGCUCGAUGAAACACCCAACAAAGGCAGCAUCAUCGUCGCCAUCAAGCGAGGUCAUUUAGUCCAAACGUCAGAAGACGACCAAAGCUCUCAACCUCGAGCUCCAACCUGUCCUCCCGAGAGCUCACGGCAAGUUCGCAAACGACAUACGCAGCUUCUUUCUGAUCUUCCAGAGCUAACACGGAGCUGUAGGAACGACGCAAAGGAUCAGAUAAAGAUCAUUGACCCGGCUUGGUUCAAGCGUAUGCGUGGUGACAAUGGCGACCCAUGUCUUUGGGAGUUCAGGAUGUGGAGGACCUUUUCAUCGGUUGCGAAGGCACGAAGGGUGAAGGCUCCCGACCUCCCUCGCCACAGCCACAAGAAGUCGGCCCCUUUACACAAGACUGCCGACCCAUGGCGGCAGCUUCAAGAAAGCCUGAAGUUAUUCCCUGAUCCACCGAGCGAUCGAGAGAUUCUUGAGGAGAGGAAGAAGCGUAUCAGAGAGGAGCAGCUUGCGUUGGAACAGCAUAGCCAUGAUGACCAGGAGACAAGCGAUGAUAUGUCAACUCCGGAGUACACACAGACUCGGAAUGAGACCACGGAUCCGCCUGGCAGCGAUUUCGAAGAACUGCCAUCGCCUGCUGUUGAAUCCAGGCAAGGAGAUGACAAAUCCGCGCGGAGUGUCCUCAACCCAGCUCCCGACCCUUCGGUUGCGUCCAGCUCAUCGGCGAAGAGUCCAGUCGGCAAUGAAAGAUCGAAUGGGAGUUCGAACCACAAGGCUGCCAUGAUCAGGUCGACGAGGGUGUCUCAAACGCCAGCCGAACCGCCAUUCCCCAACGAAGAUAUCCUUGAGCAGUGCGCUGUCAACAUCGGCAUCCGGCCCACCCCUCCAGCAUCCAUAUCAAGAUCUGCAAGAGUCUCCCAAGGCCACGGAACACUUCGCAAUACGAGCACGGCCGGUUCCCCAACACCACUGACCUCCAUUGCGGCAACCCGACGACCACAAGGCCGGAAUGCCGGCGAACAGAUCAAGAACAAUCACAGUUCACAAGUCAUCGACCUCACAGAGGAUGACGAUACCGACAUCGUAGCCGUGAAGCGGGAGAGCGUCUCAGACGAGAGCGGUCCCACAAAGAGGCAGAAGACGGUGAUUGAUGUGAGCGAGGACCUCGAAGAUCUCGAAGACCAGUUACUCGAAGUCGGGCUGCGACGGAAGAUUCGAGCUCUCAAACAGCGGGAGGGAAAGGGCGUCAAGCUGGAGAUCUAA
Messenger RNA from Zasmidium cellare ATCC 36951, 3138 nucleotides. RefSeq lists its product as uncharacterized. The transcript has 4 exons. Lineage: Eukaryota; Fungi; Ascomycota; Dothideomycetes; Mycosphaerellales; Mycosphaerellaceae. Bases 1 to 3138 code for a protein of 1045 amino acids. The record is from RefSeq and is a predicted model, not a curated record.